Messenger RNA from Schistocerca cancellata (South American locust), 1428 nucleotides. RefSeq lists its product as uncharacterized. The transcript has 2 exons. The record is from RefSeq and is a predicted model, not a curated record. Gene Ontology annotation, molecular function: catalytic activity. NCBI's taxonomy places the organism in Eukaryota, Metazoa, Arthropoda, Insecta, Orthoptera, Acrididae. Bases 1 to 1428 code for a protein of 475 amino acids.
AUGUACAACUUCAAAAUAAUCCACCAGAAUGUACAGGGCUUGAGCAAGAAAUAUGAACAAUUAGACGUGUUUGUAAAUGAAACUAUGCCUGAUGUGCUUGGUAUUAGUGAACACUGGCUAUCUGAUGCCAAAUUAGAACUUUUUAAACCUCUAAACAUGGUACUAGCUAAUAAGUUUUGCAGAUCUACUAUCAGAGGUGGGGGUGUAUCAAUGUAUGUUAAGAGCACAUUUGAUUUUAAUUCUGUAAAUGUAAGUAAAUAUUCAUUAGAAGGGACAAUUGAAUUAUGUGCAGCGUGUAUAAAGAUACCAAAUGAUGAAAUUUGUGUUAUAUGUUUAUAUAGACCACCAGGUGGAAACUUCGAAGUUUUCUUAACAAUGUUUUGUGACAUGAUAGAGAAUGUUUUUAUAUCACACCUGAACAAGUUAGUAAUUAUAGGAGAUUUCAACAUAAAUGUAUUAGCAGAUAAGUUACACACUAGACUAUUCAAGACUACUCUGCUUGAAUAUAAUGUAAGAUACCUGAUAAACACUGCAACCAGGGAGACUGAGACAUGCCAGUCUGCAAUAGAUAACAUAAUCACUGGUAUUCAUCUUUACGAUCUUACAUCUUCUGUUAUUAUAAGUGCUUUGUCAGACCACCAUGCAGUAGAACUAAGUGUGCACAUAAAAAAGGUUCCUACACACAGUUGCUAUAGAUAUAUAAGGAUGAAUACAGACCAACAUAUAACUCAGUUGAAUAAUAUGCUAAGGAAUGUGGGUUGGAACAGUGUUCUAAUGACACUUCAUAGUUAUGGCAAAUUCUCAAGUGAACUAUUCUACAUUCUUAACCAAGCCUGCCCAUUAAUAAAAAAGAGAAUUCAGUCACAUGCUGUAACCCGAAACUGGAUAUCAAGUUCAGUCACUGAGGCUAGAGAAAGACUAAGAUGGUAUGAGUAUGCUAUGUUAAAUGACUUGAGCAAUAAAAAAUUAAAAGAAGAAUUCAAAAAGUAUCAGAAAUACUAUCUAGACCUCCUAAUUUCAGAAAAACAGAAACAUUUUGAAAGUGUCAUUCACAACUCAAAUAAUAUCUCCAAAACAUCAUGGUCACUAGUAAAUAGAGAAAUAGGUAAAUCUGGGAACCAUACAACUGAAAAUCACUUGCUGGUAAACGGCACAAUAGAAACUGAUCAGAAUAAGAUAGCAGAUCUAUUUAACAAUUACUUUGCUUCUGUUGGCUCCAGCAUAAACAAUCAGCUUAAAAAUCAUAAAUACAAAUUCAGAGGAACACCAGUGUCAGGAAGUAUAUUUUUGAUGCCAACAAGUAAAGAAGAAAUAAUUAAAAUAACCCCUAACUCUCAGUAUAGUGGUGAGGCUGGUGCCAGACAGAGUGGUAAAGAGAUAAGAGUCAGUGCAUUUGGAUUCAGUGUUAGAGAAGGUAGCACAAAUUGA